AUGGCGUUGGCGGCGGAGGGGAGGGCGGCGAGGCGGAGGGGGGCGGUUGGGUCGGCGGCGACAGUGGCGGCGAGCGUGGUGGGGCGAGCUGGCCAGGAGACAGAGGCGAGGGUGGCGGCGGUGAUGGAGGCGGCGACAAUGGCGUUGGCGGCGGAGGGGAGGGCGAGGCGGAGGGGGGCGGUUGGGUCGGCGGCGACAGCGGCGGCGAGCGUGGUGGGGCGAGCUGGCCAGGAGACAGAGGCGAGGGUGGCGGCGGUGAUGGGAGGCGGCGACAAUGGCGUUGGCGGCGGAGGGGAGGGCGAGGCGGAGGGGGGCGGUUGGGUCGGCGGCGACAGUGGCGGCGAGCGUGGUGGGGCGAGCUGGCCAGGAGACAGAGGCGAGGGUGGCGGCGGUGAUGGAGGCGGCGACAAUGGCGUUGGCGGCGGAGGGGAGGGCGAGGCGGAGGGGGGCGGAGGGGAGGAUACGACGGAGGAUGGCGGCGGCGAGGGCGACGAGGGUGAUGGCGAAGGUGGCGCCACUGGAGGCGAGAAGGAGGAAGUGGGCGAGGCGGUGGAGCAGGAUGGCCGGGACGAGGCGCUGGGCGACGAGGAGAUGGAGGUGACAAACGAGGAGAAGGAGGGAGAGGAGGCGCAAAUGAGCGACGACGAGGUGGAGGCGGAGGCCGAGGUGGAAGCGCAGGUGGAGCAGGAGGCGGCGGAGGAGGCGGCGGAGGAGGCGGAGGAGGCGGCGAUGAGCGAGGACGAGGUGGAGGAGGUGGCGCCGCCGCUUCAAAGCUCCGCCGCUGACGCUGAUACGCUCGAAGGCGGCGACGUGCAGAUCUCCGCUGCAUCAGGCGCCCGUCUGUCGAUAGUCGCCCAGAGAUGCCCUAACUUACUGCCUCUGGUUUGCAUGUGCCUGCUGCCCGAGCACCUGCCGCACCAGCGGGCGCUCUGCCCGCUCCACUCCUUCUAUGCGACCAAGAGGCUGGUCGCGGCGCCCGUCGAUGGCAACGAGGCGGCGUUGCCCGAAUUGCUACUGCCUCAUCUGCGACGCGUGUGUCCGAGUGCGGCCAUUGGCGGGGCGGCGAUCCAGCGAAUUGCAACGCGCACGGCGACAGCGCAUUCUGGCGCCAGAAGCGCGUCACCGCCAAGCGACAGCGCACGCGGGCAGCGCAGGUGA
Emiliania huxleyi CCMP1516 is the source of this 1158-nucleotide messenger RNA. RefSeq lists its product as hypothetical. The record is from RefSeq and is a predicted model, not a curated record. NCBI's taxonomy places the organism in Eukaryota, Haptophyta, Isochrysidales, Noelaerhabdaceae. The coding region runs from base 1 to 1158 and encodes 385 amino acids. The transcript has 2 exons.